Messenger RNA from Chanos chanos (milkfish), 711 nucleotides. Its product is annotated as rho-related GTP-binding protein RhoV-like. The transcript has 4 exons. Gene Ontology annotation, molecular function: GTPase activity; GTP binding. The record is from RefSeq and is a predicted model, not a curated record. Gene Ontology annotation, biological process: small GTPase-mediated signal transduction. The coding region runs from base 1 to 711 and encodes 236 amino acids. NCBI's taxonomy places the organism in Eukaryota, Metazoa, Chordata, Actinopteri, Gonorynchiformes, Chanidae.
AUGGGGUUCCAGAUGUUCUUCCACAAUAACAACCUUAAUAGGCCAAAAACUUUUAGCAUAAAGUUUUCUAAGAAGAUGGAUCAGGAACCAACUAUAAGAUGCAUGUUAGUCGGAGAUGGUGCUGUUGGGAAAACCAGUAUGAUUAUCAGCUACAUCUCCAGUGGAUUUCCCAGCAACUACUAUCAGACAGCCUUUGAUGUCUACACUGGGAAGGUAAGGGUGGAUGGAACUCCACUGAAGAUUCAGUUGUUGGACACUGCUGGACAGGAGGAGUACGACAGGUUCCGCUCGCUGUGUUACCCACACACAGACGUCUUCCUCCUCUGCUUCAGCGUGGUCAACCCUGACUCCUUCCACAACAUCUCCACAAAAUGGAUCCCUCAGCUCCGAGCCCAUAACCCCACGUUACCCAUCGUCCUUGUCGGGACGCAGUCUGAUCUUCGCCACGACGUCAAUGUCCUCGUUCGCUUGGACAAGUUCCAGGUAGCACCGGUUCCAGCGUAUCAGGCCCGCAGGCUUGCCGAGCAGAUCCAAGCCCAGGACUAUGUAGAGUGUUCAGCUCUGACCCAAAAGAGUCUCAAGGAGGCCUUUGACACUGCUAUCUUUGCUGCUAUCAAGCACAAAGCCCACAGAGCAAACAGACUUACGUUUUUAGAUCGAGUUAAGACUUUCUCCAGCGUAGGAUGGCGGAAAUUGUUCUGCUUUGUCUGA